Molecule: messenger RNA, 5650 nt
Organism: Eriocheir sinensis (Chinese mitten crab)
Lineage: Eukaryota; Metazoa; Arthropoda; Malacostraca; Decapoda; Varunidae
Gene: Rabex-5
Product: rab5 GDP/GTP exchange factor-like
Exons: 12
Coding region: 409-2838 (809 amino acids)
Biological process (GO): vesicle-mediated transport
Cellular component (GO): cytosol; endocytic vesicle
Molecular function (GO): zinc ion binding; small GTPase binding; DNA binding
Source: RefSeq, a predicted model, not a curated record
GGUGUGUUGUUUCUUGCUGGCAAUAACAACCAUCACAAAGAUCACAAGUGGACAAACUAGAACAAAACCAGGCAAAGUAAUAGGUUUUCCUGCUGUGUAUUCCCAAGUGCGCAUGCGUGGUGGACAGCAGAGCGACUUAUUUCUGCGGGGAGGUAUUUCUCGCAACAUCAGCUGCACCAAAACAUUGCUUGCGUAAGAAGUGUCAAGUUAUUGUGCUGAGUGAGGAAAGAUAGAUAGUGUAACGCCAUCGAAAAGCGAAGUGCGUGAAUAAACAGAGGAGAGGAUCAAGAGGAGGACCUACGAAGCGAUACAUACAGGUGAUAAGGAGAAAGAAGGAAGUGGCGAGAAAGGAAACCAUUUGCCACAUUUUAAUUCACUGCCUUCUGUCACGUGUGGAGACUAAUCACCAUGUCGGGUGGCAGCAGUAACAGUAGCAGCAGUUCAGCAUGGACGGGAACAAAGCUACACAUCAAAGAAGGGGAGUUGAUGUGUGUCAAAGGAUGUGGCUUCUAUGGUAACCCAGCAUGGGAGGGUCACUGCUCCAAAUGCUACAAGGAGCACCUUGCACGUACACAGCAGCGCAAGACUGUCUUCCAUCCCUCACUUACUAUUAGGAAUAAGGUGACACGAUCAGUCAGCGAUGUGUCGGAUUUCACUUCAUCGGCAACUUCCAUCAUGAGCCGCAAGUUUGACAGAUUUGAAGAGAAGCGACGACAACAGCUUGAUAAGAAGACCAAAGUUGUCAAGUCCAUAUUUAGGAAGUCCCAGGGCAAAGAGGGAUUGAAGGCUGGUGAAACAUCUAGGCCGAUGAGGCAGCUGAGUAUGGAAUCACAGGGGGCAGGGCAGCAGUUCAAUGACUUUCUCAAGACUCUGAGUAAGGACAUUCAGAGCGGUGUCAGCAAGCUGAUCAACAGUUUUCUAGAGAAAAUGCUAAAAGUGGUUGAGUUUCAAUCUGUUGAUGAGUCCAGUGAACAGAUACAAGAUUUCUACACCACCAUGAAUGACAUGAUUACUCAGCAGCCGGCCUAUCAAGGCUUAAACCAAGAGCAGAUUGACCAAAUAAAUGAACUCACAGAGAGGUACAUCACCACAAGACUUUAUAAGCCACUCAUCAUAACAGUGAAUGCAGUGAGUGAAGAGAAGGACUUGGCCAUUCAAAAUAGAAUCAGAAGUUUGGCGUGGGUCUCUAGUCAGCACUUGGAAUGUGGUGUGGAGGAAUCCAACCAAGAGGUGCGAGAAACUUUGGACUCUGUUAUUACUGAACUGCUAGAGAUGAACAGCAAACGUGUUCCGUGCGACAAGCUGAGUUGCCUUGUCUCAGCUGCCCACCAUGUUCUUCAGGUCCUCAAACUCUCCAGCUCUGGUACACCGGCCUCUGCAGAUGAUUUCCUGCCCUCCCUCAUCUACUGUGUGUUACAGGCUAAUCCACCACUCCUCCACAGCAACAUUUCUUUUAUCACAUACUUUUCGCAGCAGCGCAGCCUUCAGAGCGGGGAAGCUGGUUAUUUCUUCACCAACCUGUGUUGUGCAGUUGCUUUCAUUGAACAUGUCACAGCAGACAGCCUUGGACUAACUGAGGAUGAAUACCAGCGCUACAUGACUGGCCUUGCCCUGCCUCCGCACGCCUUGGAAGGAGAUGCCUGGCUGUGUGAGGGGAUGCGAGUGAUGCAGCAGAACCUGAAAACACUAGAUGACCUGCAAGCCAAAAUGGAUCACCUGGUGAGCCAUUCUGAUGAACUGAUGAAGGAGAUGGAUGACCUGAAGGAAAGUGUAAGCGAGGAAGUUACAAGCGUGCUGCAACGAGCCCCCCUCACCAUCCAUCCACGCCGUAAGGUUGCCAUAGAUGAGGAGCUACCUCCCUCAACCCUCCUCCCCUCACCCCUCACUCCACAGGUUCCACCUCUGAGCCCUGACAUACUGGCAGCUCAGCAGUCACUCUCAUUCCUGCAACAACUGGGUGAUGGUGGUGGAAGCCAGACGACUUCACCUGAUCUGCCUGACACUACCAAAGCCACCAGCACUACCACCACAUCACAGCUUACUGCCUCAGAGAGUGACCUUCUCAGUUUGGACCUAGAUCACGAAGAGGGUGGAACCAGCUUACAUGGGUCACUGGGCCUCCUUGGGUCAGAUGUUGACCUCUUAUGUGACCCUGACUCCCAAGAUUCUGAUGGUGGAUUACUGGAGUCAACCUCUGGACUCCCUGACCUCAUUGACCCCAUGCGACCUGUUGACUCAUACAAAAAUGUGAGAAAUCAGGACUUUAUGGGUCUGGAAGAAGUUGGGUCAAGUCAAACAUCAGGUCAAGAAGUGUUUGGUCUUCUUAGUCAGCCAUAUUCAGGCAUCCAGACACAGAAUAGGACACCGUUUUCAUCUAAUUCACAGCCAAAGAGUGAAUCAGAAUUGAGGUCAGGCCAGGCAUCAUCAAGUCAAGGCAUAUUUGGCUUAAGCCAGCCAUUCUCAGGUGUUCCUCCCCAGAAUAAGACACAAUUUUCAGGUUCACAAGCAAGGACUGAAAUCCAAGCAUCAGGCUCACAGUCAUUGCAGUAUUCUGGAUUCACUGUACAGGGAGGAAAGAUACCCAGUAUAGCAUGUGAGACAGGCAACAACCAUUCCCUCUCCUCUCAUCUUGAUUCAAGCACUUCAGAUCCACUUUCACCUCCUCUCAUUGGUGCACAGCCUUCUCUCCCUCCCCCACUUAUUCCCUCCAUUCCAGGAGAGAGACAGGGAGGAGUCAGUAGUGCCUCAGGACAGAAAAACAGUGAGAAGGGAGAUGCAUUAGAUAAAGUAUGUGAUGUUUUGGGUGACAUUGUGGAAACAUUUGAUAGUCUGUUGUAAGAAUAUAUAUAUAUAUAUAUAUAUAUAUAUAUAUAUAUAUAUAUAUAUAUAUAUAUAUAUAUAUAUAUAUAUAUAUAUAUAUAUAUAUAUAUAUAUAUAUAUAUUAACACUGAAAAGGGUACAAUAUGAGUCAUAGUAGAAAGAAGUAUACAUUUUUCUCACUAAUAACUUUUUUUUUAAGUUCACAAGAUUAACUAUUAUGCAACUGCUUGAGAAAUAAUUGGUGUUGACUUGCCUAGGGCUGGAGUUGUAAUGAGUACCUUCCUUUUACAUGUCAGCUCACUUAGCUUCAAAAAUUAUAUGACUAGUAGAAUAUAUUGUACAUUGACUCUUUGGGCUAUAGCUGUAAUACUAUUACUUUACCAUUUAACAUGUCCCUUUAUUUCAGGUGACCAGUAUUUAUUUUCAUCAGUGUAUUACUAUGUUUUCACCUUAUAGGGUAGUUGGAAAAGCAAUAUGACAACUUUAACGGUUGUUCUCUGAAAAAAAUAGUUGAGAAGGGCCCAGUCUCUACUUCAGCCAUGUAUCAUUGGAGCUACAACCCAUUAAGUUGCUCUUAAUUGCAUACAGUGGAAUACAGGGUAUUAGUAAAUCCCAUUAUUUCAAAUUUCACAAAAAAAUAUUUGUUUUAUUCCUGGAAAUCAUAAGUUUACUUGAUUUGCCAUUCAGUGUUUGAAAACUUAAACAAAAUUCACAAUACCUAAAUUUUUUAAAACAACAUGACUUGUAGAAACAAAAUUUUCUACCAGUUCCAGAGAACAGUAAUUCUUCCUAUGUUAUUUUAAAAAAAUGAAAAAAAUGCAUAUAAGUGAGCUAUGAGGAUUGUUAGUCAUCUUAGCAACUGACUGAUGCAGAAAUAAUAUUCUUUGUAUCAAUUCUUGGCAAAUACCCCAUCAGCUUUAGUGAUAUUUAAUUAUAUAUUUAUUUGCCUUCUUACCUACAAAAUUGUCAUGUGCAUUAUAUUAUAAUGGCAGCAGUUUUAAACCCAAAUUUUCAUUCUUUUACUUUCACACUAUGUGACAAAAAUAGUCAAGCCAAUGGAAUGGAAAAUUUUGAGACAAGGCACCCACUAAUGAGUGCUGAAAAAAGCUGAAUGAUUAUAAUUACUCAAUUUGGUUAAUUAUUUUAGACAUUUCAAUGGGAGGAGUUUGGGCCAGACAUUUUCAAGGAAAUUAUUACUUUCACUUACUUAUACUAUGGUAUUGAAAUAAAAAAAAAUUGAAAAUGUUGGAUGAAGGAAUGAUCUGAUUUUACAGUGUGGCUCAUUAGAUAAAGGAGCAAAUAUCAUAAAGUGAAAUAAAGUUCUAUUCAUGGGAGAUGGCUCCCAAGAAAGGGGUAGAAAUAUAAAUAAAAAGGUAGAAAUCAAACAGUUAUUGUGUUUAAAAAAAAAUAAAAAAUAAGACUGAGUAACUGAUUGGUGGUAAUGAAGAGCUCUCAUGGAAGGCAUUCCAAUCCCUAUUCCCAGAUAUCGAAUACAGUAGGCACACCUACUAUGCGACUAUAUGGGUGACAUUCAAGCUCAGGUAGUAGGAAUUCACAUAGUAGAAAUACACGUCUUUAUGAGAAAAUUAGUAUAUGGGCAGCACUGCCCUAUCUGACUGACCUCUUUUGUACCUUAGAGACAUAACAUAGGGAAAAUAAGAAUUGUUAGCUCUGCGUUUAGUUAACCCAUUAGUCAUAUAACAUUGUGCAACAUUACACAGUGGAGCUAACAAGUUGCAUCAAGAAGGCAAGUGUUAGCCAAAUAGCCCAGAAGUUGUUGUGACGGGUAGCCAUUUUUCUUGGACUCAGCAGAUUGACUGUCAGGUUUGAGUCACACACCCAACCUGCGGGGAGAUGUACGGCUAACAAGUGAACUGAACCCUCCCCAGUGUAUAGCUAAAAUAGCAAAAAUAUGGGUACUCAAAAUACAGCAGUAGACAAUUGUCCUGAAGGACUUACGUAGCAAGGUUUCCAAGGCAGGGUGAGUCAAGUUUGUCUUGUGGUCAUGCCAGCUAGGUGUAGGGUGGGCAGCCUAUGGGACCACCUGGGCUCCCUCUCAGUGUUAUCAUAGUCAUCACUGAUGAUCGCUCCUCUCUGCUGUUUCAAUAGGACACUGCAUUGACCACACUGUUGCAAUAUAGUGUUGGGAUCCAUCUCCACUCUAGCAGUGUGUGUCUCCUGAAUCUCAGUAAUUGUUAAGUGCUGGAAGUUGGGCAUAGCUUGUGCGGCUGAUAGUGUAACUGCCUCAGCAUCUGCCAGGGGUUGGAUGCUUGCCUGUCUGUUGCACAGAGGAGGUUGAAUGGUGGCCUGUCUGCUGCACAAGUGAGACACAAGUAGCUGCCAGGUAUGGUUUAUUGUAGCAGGGUUGAUCCUGGUCCAAGCACUGAGGAGGAAGUCAAGUGCAUCCUUCACUGAAAAAUCCUUUCAAAAAGCAACAACAGGCAUGUUGGCAGAGGCAAUUUUGACAUGAUGGGCACAGAGUAUGGGGUGAGUGGUGCACAGUCAGCAUACACAUUGGAUUGAGUUCACUUGUUGCCUCCACCUGUUGUAGUAUGGGUUUGACAUGCACUUUGAGUUUGUGAGUUAUAUAUUCAGGUCCUCAUGUAGUAGUAGGCUUUUUGCAUAGUGUGAAGGCACAUAGUGGGCAUGCCUUUUGUAACUUUAUUUUUUGUCCUGAAUAAUGAAACUGUUAAGGUUGAUUUGUAUGCAUAUGUCUUUUUAGAAUGUUUUUAGCUAAUAAUUUGUUUCUAGUCACAGAUAUUUUAUAUUGGAAGUAAAGAAAUAUAAUUUGCCUUUCAUCUUGUAGAACAUUAUAUGUACUAAUGGAAUA